Yamadazyma jaroonii is the source of this 807-nucleotide messenger RNA. The record is from the annotation of a GenBank genome assembly. Lineage: Eukaryota; Fungi; Ascomycota; Pichiomycetes; Serinales; Debaryomycetaceae.
AUGGCAGGAUUGAGUUUCGAUAAUUUCCAAAGGAAUAAAUUCUUAGUUUCCAAAGGAUUUGGCCAACCAAUGGCUACUUCUACUGGUACCACCAUUGUUGGAUGUAAAUUUAAUGGAGGUGUUAUCAUUGCAGCUGAUACUAGAGCUACUGCUGGUAGUAUUGUCGCUGAUAAAAAUUGUGAAAAGUUACACAGAUUAUCCCCUAAAAUUUGGUGUGCUGGUGCUGGUACUGCAGCAGAUACUGAAAUGGUAACUCAAUUGAUUGCAUCUAACUUAGAAUUACAUUCAUUAUCACAAAGAAGACAACCAAGAGUUAUAACUGCUUUAACUUUAUUAAAACAACAUUUAUUCAAAUAUCAAGGUCAUUUAGGUGCCUAUUUGAUUGUAGCAGGGAACGAUCCAACAGGGGCUCAUUUAAUGUCCGUUCAAGCUCAUGGUUCAACUGAUAUUGGAGAAUAUCAAUCAUUAGGUUCAGGUUCUUUAGCAGCUAUGGCAGUUUUAGAAACCGGUUGGAAACCAAAUAUGACUAAAGAAGAAGCAAUGAAAUUAUGUGCUGACGCCAUUGAAUCAGGUAUUUGGAAUGAUUUAGGUUCAGGUUCCAAUGUUGAUUUAUGUGUUAUGGAAGUUGGAAAAGAUGCUGAAUUACAUAGAAAUUACUUAACUCCAAAUGUCAGAAGUGAAAAAUUAAAAUCUUAUAAAUUUGAUAGAGGUACCACUGCUGUGUUAAGAUCCAGCAUACAUGAUGUUUUAGAUGUUGAAGAAACUGUCAUUACUUUUGGUAAUGAUGCUAUGGAAGUUGAUGCUUAA